AUGCAGGCUCUCAAAGAGACGUUCGCCCAAUGCAAGAAAGAAGGCAGGACGGCCCUCGUGGGCUACUUCACGGCGGGUUACCCAACCGCUGAAGAAACCCCAGAUAUCAUGCUUGGUCUGCAGGCCGGUGGUGUCGAUAUCAUCGAACUCGGCCUCCCCUUCACAGAUCCCAUUGCUGACGGGCCCACGAUCCAAAAGUCAAAUACCGUUGCCCUCGCCAAUGGUAUCACCGUCACCUCAACCCUGCAGUUCGUUCGGGACGCCAGGAAGAAAGGUCUAAAAAUCCCCGUUCUUUUCAUGGGCUAUUAUAACCCGUUGUUGCGCUACGGGGAAGAUCGCAUGUUGAAAGACUGCAAAGAGGCUGGUGUCAAUGGGUUCAUCAUGGUCGAUUUGCCCCCGGAAGAAGCAGUCAGGUUUCGCAAUAAUUGCACAAAAGCCGGAUUGAGCUAUGUGCCGCUGAUUGCCCCUGCAACUUCGGAGAAGAGAAUGAAGCUGCUGUGCCAGAUUGCGGACUCGUUCAUCUACGUCGUGUCGCGGAUGGGUGUGACGGGCGUCACAGGCACGCUCAACACCAAGCUUCCUGAGCUGUUGGAGAGGGUGCAUCAGUACUCGGGCGGUGUUCCUGCCGCGGUUGGAUUUGGUGUGAGCACGAGAGAACACUUCCUGAGUGUGUCACAAAUUGCCGAGGGAGUGGUGAUCGGCAGUCAGAUUGUGACAGUUUUGGGCAAUGCGAAGCAAGGUGAACGGGCGAAAGCUGUUCAAGAAUAUUGCUCUCAAAUCAGCGGGAGGAAGGUCGGCGAAUUCAACACGACGGAUGGCUUGACGAGAGAAGUGGGUAUUGUCGAGACCAUGAAGUCGGCGAAGGAACCUAACGCAGCUGCGAACGGACUCAACGGCCAUCAAGUGCAGGUCGACGAAGUGAUUACGGAUGCCGACGUCCCCUCCGAGCCAGGCCUAGCUGACCAGCUUGAUGCCCUCAACUCGGCCACCAAUGGCACAGCUCCCAACCCCAACGCUAUUCCUGCCCGCUUCGGUCAAUUUGGUGGACAGUACGUUCCCGAAUCGUUGAUGGACUGCUUGGCGGAGCUGGAAGAGGGGUUCCAAAAGGCCAAAAAUGAUCCAGAAUUCUGGAAAGAGUACAGAUCAUAUUACCCCUACAUGGGUCGGCCUUCAUCCCUGCAUUUGGCCGACCGGUUGACCGAACGGAUCGGAGGUGCACAGAUCUACCUGAAGCGAGAAGACCUGAAUCACACGGGAAGUCACAAGAUCAACAACGCCCUGGGGCAAAUUCUUCUGGCACGGCGGUUGGGGAAGACACGCAUCAUCGCCGAAACAGGUGCAGGCCAGCACGGCGUGGCGACAGCCACCGUCUGCGCCAAAUUUGGCUUGGAGUGUGUCGUUUACAUGGGCGCAGAGGACGUACGGCGUCAGGCUCUGAACGUCUUCCGCAUGAAACUUCUCGGUGCCAAGGUUGUGGCGGUGGAAGCUGGCUCCCGUACCCUCCGAGACGCAGUCAACGAAGCAUUACGUGCUUGGGUGGUCCAUCUCGACACCACGCACUACAUCAUCGGCUCAGCUAUCGGUCCUCAUCCUUUCCCGACGAUCGUUCGCACCUUCCAGAGCGUUAUCGGUCAGGAGACGAAGGAGCAAAUGAAAGAACUCACGGGCAAACUGCCAGACGCCGUGAUCGCCUGUGUUGGUGGAGGAAGUAAUGCCGUGGGCAUGUUCUUCCCCUUCAGCUCUGAUCCUUCCGUGAAGUUGAUCGGGGUCGAGGCGGCCGGCGAAGGCGUCGACACGGGCAGACACGCUGCCACUCUUUCCGGAGGGUCGAUAGGUGUCCUUCACGGCGUGAGGACGUAUGUGUUGCAGAACGAGCAUGGUCAGAUCAGUGAUACGCACUCCAUCUCGGCCGGUCUCGAUUACCCCGGUGUCGGACCAGAGCUGUCGAACUGGAAAGACAGCUCCAGAGCCCGAUUCAUCAGUGCCACCGAUUCAGAGGCUCUGAUAGGAUUCCGCACCCUCAGCGAGACGGAAGGAAUUAUCCCUGCGCUGGAGUCAAGUCAUGCCAUUUUUGGGGCGAUGCAGGUCGCCAAGCAGAUGAGCAAAGAUCAAACGCUGGUGAUUUGCUUGAGUGGACGUGGAGACAAGGACGUGCAGAGUGUGGCGGAUGAACUGCCCAAAUUGGGACCAGGCAUUGGCUGGGAUUUGAGGUUCUAG
Molecule: messenger RNA, 2217 nt
Organism: Fonsecaea erecta
Lineage: Eukaryota; Fungi; Ascomycota; Eurotiomycetes; Chaetothyriales; Herpotrichiellaceae
Product: tryptophan synthase
Exons: 2
Coding region: 1-2217 (738 amino acids)
Biological process (GO): L-tryptophan biosynthetic process
Cellular component (GO): cytoplasm
Molecular function (GO): tryptophan synthase activity
Source: RefSeq, a predicted model, not a curated record